UUCAAGCCUUCUCUCCGCCUUUCACGACUUCCUCUCUGCAGAGCCACUCCCUCCGUGCUCCGUUUAUCCACCCCUCAGCGCAUCCCCGUGCAAACUUCUCUCCGACCCUUCUCCUCCACCCCAAUCCCGCACUUUUCGCAAUCAACCCACAAAAUGGCCGGCGGCAACGUUAUCGAAAUCACCUCUAAGGCUGAGUGGGACGAGAAGGUCGUCAACUCCACCGAGCCCGUCCUCGUCGACUUCUUCGCCACCUGGUGCGGCCCCUGCAAGGCCAUCUCCCCGCAAAUCGAGAAGCUCAGCCUGGCCCACGAGAACGUCAAGUUCUACCAGGUCGACGUCGACAAGGCCUCCGAGGUCGCCGCCGAGAACGGCAUCUCCGCCAUGCCCACUUUCCUCUUCUUCAAGGAUGGCAAGAAGAUUGACUCUGCCACUGUCCGCGGCGCCAACCCCCCCCGCCAUCCAGGCUGGUCUGCAGCAGCUGCUCGCAUAAAUGAAGCGGGAGAAAAUAAUGGCUGUGAAGUGUGUUUUUGUUUCCUAGAGUGA
Penicillium manginii is the source of this 543-nucleotide messenger RNA. Its product is annotated as thioredoxin family protein. The transcript has 2 exons. Lineage: Eukaryota; Fungi; Ascomycota; Eurotiomycetes; Eurotiales; Aspergillaceae. The annotation marks the transcript as partial. The record is from RefSeq and is a predicted model, not a curated record.